Messenger RNA from Serendipita indica DSM 11827, 404 nucleotides. Lineage: Eukaryota; Fungi; Basidiomycota; Agaricomycetes; Sebacinales; Serendipitaceae. The record is from the annotation of a GenBank genome assembly.
AUGAGUGUAGAUGGACUUGUCAACAUCUUCUCGACCGUCAAGAAUACGCCACUCGCCAAAGACUUGCCACCGAAUUAUCGUGCUGUCCUCGAGUGGGGUCGGAUUACUCUGGCCUCGACUAUCUUUCAAAGCUUUGUCGCAUCCGACGAUGCCUCUGGGACGCUUGCUGCUCUAAAACGAUUCCACGGUCUGAUGCCCUAUUUUAUGCUCAAGGGAAUAUUGAAGAUUAGCAAUCCCAUGGCCAUGAUACGUGGAGUUAUGGAUCUCUUUAUGGCUCAGCCUUUUGGAGGCAAGAGUCUCCUCCAGCGAAUGUUCACGAGCUCGCUCUUUGAAGAAGUCGAGCCCUCCAAGAGGAUAUCGCUGCUGUUGCCGAGAAAGUGGGCGAUCCGGCAUUGUGCGAGAAA